CUUUCCCCUGACUCCAGCCCACACGUUGUAUUGCCAUCAGCGUCUCAUUCCUCCGCUUCAUUCCAACCUCGAUAUGACUCAAGAUGGCCGCCAAUGCAGGAUCGAUGUCUCAAUAUUGGAAACGCUUUGAUUUACAGCAACUACAGAGAGAGCUGGAUGCCACCGCCACACAGCUUGCUAACAGACAGGAUGAGAGUGAGCAGUCAAGAAAGAAACUCAUAGAUCAGAGCCGCGAGUUCAAGAAGAACACGCCCGAGGAUGUACGAAAACAGGUGGCUCCUCUACUGAAGAGUUUCCAAGGAGAGAUUGAUGCGUUGAGUAAAAGAAGUAAAGAAGCAGAGACUGCCUUCUUGAACGUCUAUAAGAAACUAAUCGAUGUUCCAGACCCCACCCCAGCCUUGGAGCUGUGUGUGCAGCUGCAGGUGAAGCUGCAGAGGAUGCACGAUGUGGAGAUGGAGAACAGCAAGCUGAGGGAGACCCUGGAGGACUACAACAGAGAGUUCACUGAGGUCAAGAACCAGGAGGUGACCAUCAAGGCUCUGAAGGAGCGUCUGCGUGAUAAUGAGCAGGCGGUGAGGACGCAUGCCCAGAAUCUGGCUGAGGAGAACCAGCUGCAGCUCCUGCAUGACUACGCCGAGAAGGAGAGGAAGUUGCAGGAGAAUGAGGACUCCAUGUCAUCCAGACUGGAGGAGGCUGACCACCAGACCCAGAUCCUCCAAACAGCACUUGAAACAACUCAGGCAGAACUCUUCGAUCUGAAGACCAAGUAUGAUGAGGAGUCCACAGCUAAGGCCGAUGAGAUUGAGAUGGUGAUGACAGACCUGGAGAGAGCCAAUCAGAGAGCAGAGGCAGCUCAGAGGGAGAUGGAGGCUCUGAGAGAACAGCUGAGCUCCACCAAGCAUGUCCUCCUCCAGGCCUCCUACAACCAGGCCCACCUGGACAAGACGGUGGGUGUGGAGGGUGUGGAUGGCUGCAGCCUGCAGGCGGAGCUGGGCGCGAAGGAGAGGGAGGUGGGCCAGCUUCUGGAGGAUUUACAGAAGUUACAGACCAGCCUGAGCAUGCUCAGAGAGAGCUCCGUCUCUCAGAUCACUACUCUGAAGACCCAGUUACUCAGCACGACCACCACGCUCAGGGAGCUGGAGGAGAAGCUGCAGGAGCAGGCUGACUAUGAGGAAGUGAAGAAGGAGCUGAGCAUCCUCAAGUCUAUGGAGUUUGGACCUGCUGACAGCUCUCAGCAGGACUCCAAGCCUCUGGAGGUGUUGUUGCUGGAAAGGAACAGGAGCCUCCAGUCAGAGAGCUCCUCCCUGCGCAUCGCCAACACGGAGCUGAACGGGUCAGCGAGACGAAAAGCCAAAAAAGAGGUGCCUGUCCCUCUGGAGGAGACGGGUCUUACCAUACCCCACUCCUCCUCCCCUCCACCUCCCCCCCCAAUCCUUCCUACCAACCCCCCCUCCUCCUCACCCCCCCCUCCCCCCCUAACCCCCUUGCCACGCACUGUCACAGACCCCCCAGACCCCCACACCGCCAACGGAACACACGCCUUCGCCCCCACGGGCAACGGCCAAGACGUCUACCCCCCGUUCCCCCUGGGGGAGGGCAAGGGGGCACUCAGCCCCCUCUCACAGCGCCAGUUUCUCCACACCUUCUACUCCAACACCCUCCACGAGUGCUGUCUUUCUGGGGGGGCACUUCUCUACACCCCCCCCUUAGCCCCCGCGCCCGCCAGCCCCCAUCCGCCCCCCAGCCCAGACGUUAACAGAAACUCUGGCCUCCAGUCUCCCUCUCCCGGCCAGCCGGAGGGGGUCUCUGAGGCAGAGGCCCUGGAGACAGCUGGCCAGCCGGAGGGGGUCUCUGAGGCAGAGGCCCUGGAGACAGCUGGCCAGCCGGAGGGGGUCUCUGAGGCAGAGGCCCUGGAGACAGCUGGACAGCUGGAGGGGGUCUCUGAGGAAGAGGCCCUGGAGACAGCUGGCCAGACAGAGGGGGUCUCUGAGGCAGAGGCCCUGGAGACAGCUGGACAGCUGGAGGGGGUCUCUGAGGAAGAGGCCCUGGAGACAGCUGGCCAGCCGGAGGGGAUCUCUGAAGGAGAGGCCCUGGAGACAGCGGAGAUUGCGCGGCAGGUGAAGGAGCUGCUGGUCAAGCACAACGUUGGCCAGCGUGUGUUUGGUCACCACGUGCUGGGCCUGUCUCAGGGCUCUGUCAGUGAAAUCCUGGCUCGGCCCAAACCCUGGAGCAAGCUCACCCUGCGAGGGAAGGAGCCCUUUCACAAGAUGAGGCACUUCCUGUCCGACACGCACAACAUCCUGGCUCUGAGGAGCGUUCAGGGAAGACUGAGAGAAGGCCCCGGGCAGACCAUCAGCAGAGUGUUUCAGGAUGUGUCAAAGCAGAAAUCCACCUCUGGUUCCUCUUCUCAGACAGGCUGCUCACAUGGCAACUCUGCAGACAGCUCAGACGAGGCCAUCAAGUUCAUCCUGGAGCAGGCCAAGAAAGAGCUGCAGGGGCAGAGGAUGGACCUGUCCCUCCCCCCCUCCCCCGGCAGGGCUCUGAAAAGAGAUGGUGGGUCAGACAAUGCGAUCCACACCAUCCUGGAACAGGCUCGCAGAGAGAUGGAGUCUCAACAAGCCCUGGACCCCCUCUUUAGACCCCCCCCCUCCUCACCUCUCCCCAACCCCCCCCUGGGGCUCUCUCUGAAGAGGCCCCCCUCCCCCCUCCUGGACUUCAGCUCCAGCGCCAAGCGUGAGGCCAGGGGUGGGGCCAGGGGCAGGGCGGAGUGUCCAGCCGGGGGAGGUGAGGUCCGAGGGGGAGACUGCUGGAGGGAGCAGUUGUGGAACAGCACCCACCCAGAUACAACUCCAGGGGGAGAUGACAGACAAUCACAGGAGGACCCGAGAGAGAGUGAGGAAGCCAGGUGUCUCUACAAGAUCAAACAGAGAGGCCUCCGCAUGCAGCUGUGGCUCAAUGGAGAACACAGACACAACACACACACCCAGAAAGAGGGCAGUCCCAGGACCUCAGCCAGCUGCAGCCCUUCAGAAUCCCCCCUCAGCUCUGCAGAGGAGUCAGACCCCCUGGUCCCCCCGAGCUCCUCCCUGGAGCCCCCUUCUGGGGAUGCCUCUGGGGGGGGCUCCCAGCCCGGCACGCCCCUGCUCCCCCCCGCCCCUUCCACUGGCCACAGCAUCCAGGAGACGGUGUCCAUGUCUCCAGAGCUGGACACCUACGCCAUCACCAAGAGGGUGAAGGAGGUCCUCACAGACAACAACCUAGGCCAGCGUCUGUUUGGGGAGAGUGUGCUGGGCCUGACGCAGGGCUCCGUGUCUGACCUGCUGGCCCGGCCCAAACCUUGGAACAAGCUGAGCCUGAAGGGCCGCGAGCCAUUUGUCCGCAUGCAGCUCUGGCUGCAGGACGCGCACUGCGUAGAGAAGCUAGCUGACAUGAAGCGCAUGGAGAAGAAAGCCUACAUGAAGAGGCGUCUCAGCUCUCUGAGUGAGGGCGUGGCGGUGGAGGGCGUGGCGGGGGAGGGCGUGGUGGGGGAGGGCUUGGCGGGGUCAGAGCCUCUGCAGAGACACAGCCCCCAGCAGCAGCAGAAAAAGGUCCGGGUGGUUCUGGGCCCUGAGGAGAAGGAGGUGCUGAAGAGGGCGUACCAGCAGAAGCCGUACCCCUCCCCCAAGACCAUCGAGCAGCUGGCUGGCCAGCUCAGCCUCAAGACCAGCACCGUUAUUAACUGGUUCCACAACUACAGGUCUCGUAUCAGGAGAGAGCUGUUCAUAGAGGAGAUUCAGGCGGCGGGGGGGGGCGGGGGCUCCCUGCGGUUGUCCCGGCCAGGCAGGGACAUGACCGAGUCACACGGCCCUCACAAGCCCCCGGAGGACAGGGAGGCCCAGGCAGGGGCCACGGGUUAUUCCCCUGCCCCAACAGACUGCACUACCUGGGGCUGCAGCAGCCAGUCUGGGCAGGGAGGAGGAGGAGGAGGGCUCUUCAGCUUCCCAGAGGCCUCAGCUCCCGGUGGGGUCUCCCCGGCCCCUGCCAGGAACCCCCGGGACAACAACCUGCGCAGGAAGAAAGCAGCCAACCUCAACAACAUCAUCCAUAGACUGGAGAAGGCUGCCGGCAAGGAGGAGCCCUCGGAGUGGGAGUUCUGAAGCUUGAUGCCUCCUUGUGACCUCGUGAACUCUGACCUACGACCCCUCAACCUCCACUCUCCUUUUCUGCUCCGACAGGACAGAGAAAGAGGGGGGACAGCCAAACUGAAGCUCAUCGGCCAUUUUGUUACACAAACUUAUCCCAGAGAGAGGGGUGAAGAUAGAAGGAUCAAAAGUAGAUGCAAGGAAACAGUUUAAUGUUUUAGGUUUUAUUUUUUUAUACUGAGAAAAGCACUUACCCGUCCUGGAAGUCACAGCCUCCCUAACCCUAACCCCCAGCCUCUCCCCCAUCCUCAGCAAAGCCCCAACCUCACCCAUAUACCUGGCCUCAGCCCCGGGCCCUAACACGCACACUGUAGAGUGACUGUUACAAACCCUUUGCCUUUAUUUCUACUAAGUGUGUGUGAGUGUGUGUGCAGCAUAUGGGCAGCGUAACUUUCUGUUGAACUCCCCCUCCAGACCCCACCUUCAACUGCAGUGUACACACUGCAGUUGGGAUUGCCACUAAGAGUACUACAGUACUGUAGUACUCUUUAGUACAAACUUGUACUAAAGAGUACAAGUUUGGGAAAUAAGGGAUUUUUAUAUGACCUAAAAAGAGGAGUUACUGUAAAAAAAAAAAAGUUGUGUUGUUGAAACAUGAAAUGUUGAAACUAUGUAGCUUAUAUAGUAGUUUGGUAAUGACCUGCAUCACAGCUUUAACAAUGGUUGGACCUACCAGGUGUAUGUGUGUGUGUGACGACUAAAUGUUCUCACAGAACAAAUCCAGUUUUACUGGCCAGAUCAGGAACAUUUCACUGAAUAUACACAGCGAUGUCAACAUCACUGUCAUAGGUUUAAGACUGGGCUUUAAGUGUGUGUGUGUGUGUGUGUGUAUGCGUGUGUGUAAGAGGAAGAAUUGAUGGUUUCUAGUUGUGUUGUACUCCAGUGCACAAGGGUGCUCUGUAGGAUUAUUGGUUGUCAGUUAUCAGUAGGGUUUCGAUGUUGAGUAUUCUGACUUAUUGUAGUUUUGUUUCAUCCCUAUAUAUUGUUUCAUCCCUAUAUAUAUUGCAUAGUGUGUGACUUUUGUCAAUUUUAUUCUGCUUAUUUAUAGGUGCUGUAUUUUUUCAUUGUACAUCUAAUCUUU
Messenger RNA from Osmerus eperlanus (European smelt), 5262 nucleotides. Its product is annotated as homeobox protein cut-like 1. Gene Ontology annotation, molecular function: RNA polymerase II transcription regulatory region sequence-specific DNA binding; DNA-binding transcription factor activity, RNA polymerase II-specific. The record is from RefSeq and is a predicted model, not a curated record. The transcript is spliced from 23 exons. Gene Ontology annotation, biological process: regulation of transcription by RNA polymerase II. Gene Ontology annotation, cellular component: nucleus. The coding region runs from base 84 to 4136 and encodes 1350 amino acids. NCBI's taxonomy places the organism in Eukaryota, Metazoa, Chordata, Actinopteri, Osmeriformes, Osmeridae.